AUGAUGUCUCUCAGAACCAGACUCCUAGCAGGUGCAAGACGUUAUCAAUCCACAGGUCCAGUUGUUCAAGUAUAUAAAACACCAUCAAUUUCAUAUAUUGAUGAAAAUCAAAAAAUUCCUGGUCUUUUAAGUGAGAAAGGUUUAGAAAAUGCAUGGUAUAAACGUGCUGAAUUAUAUUGUGAAGGAUUAAACCAUGAAAUUGCUAGAUCCGGGUUAGCACCUCAUGAUAUUGAUGUUUUAGUUAAAGAAUAUGCAAAAUCUCCAUCAAAAUUAAAUUUAUUUAAUAAUGCUUCAUUACUUUCAAAUUUAGAAUUUGCUUUUAGAUCAAUUGGUGAAGUUAGAAGUUCUAAAACUAUUGAUUUUAAUCGAAAAUUAGAUGAAUCUUCAAUUUUACAAACUCCAAAUUUAUCUCAAAAAAUUGAAAAUUUACCAACUGAUGAUGAAUUUGUUAAAUGGAUAAAUUCAUCAUUUGGUUCAAUGUUGGAAUUUAAAACCUUGUUGUUGAACUCUGCAUCUGCUAUAAAUGGUGAUGGUUUUACAUGGGUAGUUGCUAAGAAAACAAAAUCAAAUGAUCAAAAAGAUGAAUAUGAUGAUUUAUUUAUAAUGAAUACUUAUAAUGCCGGGACACCAAAUAAUUCAAUUAAAUUUGGUCAAAUAACUGAAUUAACCAAAAAAUUACAAGAAUUGAAAAAUGAACAUGAUAUUCAUACAACAACUUCAUCAAUUUUAUCAUUACAAGAAGCAAGAGAAUCUUCAGGAUAUGGAGAUUUUGAAUUAAAACCAAUUUUAGCUUUAGAUGUUUCUCCAAAAGUUUGGUUAUAUGAUUAUGGUGUUUUUGGUAAGAAUCAAUAUUUAGAACAAGUUUGGAAUGCUAUUGAUUGGGAUAUUGUUCAAAGAAGAUUACCAACAAGAAGUUCAAGAAUAUCUGAUGCUUUAAAUUAUUAA
Hansenula ciferrii is the source of this 945-nucleotide messenger RNA. It is a transcript of the gene MRP1, whose product is annotated as mitochondrial 37S ribosomal protein mS43. Lineage: Eukaryota; Fungi; Ascomycota; Saccharomycetes; Phaffomycetales; Wickerhamomycetaceae. The record is from RefSeq and is a predicted model, not a curated record. Gene Ontology annotation, molecular function: superoxide dismutase activity; metal ion binding. Gene Ontology annotation, biological process: superoxide metabolic process. The transcript has a single exon. Bases 1 to 945 code for a protein of 314 amino acids.